Molecule: messenger RNA, 5595 nt
Organism: Ahaetulla prasina
Lineage: Eukaryota; Metazoa; Chordata; Lepidosauria; Squamata; Colubridae
Gene: TNFSF12
Product: TNF superfamily member 12
Exons: 15
Coding region: 13-1875 (620 amino acids)
Biological process (GO): immune response; positive regulation of isotype switching to IgA isotypes
Cellular component (GO): membrane
Molecular function (GO): receptor ligand activity; tumor necrosis factor receptor binding
Source: RefSeq, a predicted model, not a curated record
GCGGGCUGGUGGAUGAUGGGGUUUGGAGUUCCCCCCUGCCGGGAAGCCUUCGGACAUCCGAGCGAAUGCCCGGCCGGCGGGCAGGAAAGAACCAAGAAAACUUGGGCCGAGAAACUGCUGUCGGAAGAAUUGGAGCCGGUGGUGCUCUCCUCCAGCUGGAACAACCAAGGCAAGUUCCUGCACCAUUUUGCCCAGGAGGGGGCGCUGCGGCAUCGAAGGCAAGCGGAGAAAGGGAAGCGAUUACGGCCUUGCAGGUCGGGAACCAUCUGCGCAGCCCACUAUGAAGUGCAAGCCACCGUAGGACGAGCUGGGAUGCAGGCAGAUGCCAACGGGACCAUCCGCGGAUGGGCGGAGGCCAAGCUCAACGCCACCAACCCCCUGCGCUACGACAACAGCCGCGGAGAGUUCACGGUGAUCAAGAGGGGCCUUUAUUACCUGUACUGCCAGGUCCACUUCAACGAGGGGAAGACGGUCUACAUGAAGCUGGACGUGAUGUUGAGCGGCCAGCUGGCCUUGCGCUGUUUGGAGCAGUUCCCCCCCACUAGCUCGGGACCCCGGGAAGCCGAACUGCACGUGUGUCAGGUUUCCGGAUUGCUUCUCCUGCGUCCCGAAGCCUCCAUCCGUCUUCGCACCAUCCCGGACGUCCGUCUGAAAGCGGACCGCUACCUCACCUAUUUCGGUCUCUUCCAAACUGAUGUUUGGGUCCCGGCCAGCAGGGGGCGGCAGAACCCCAAGGAAGUGGAUGCUGGACUUUCGCCCGAACAAGGAAGGCUGAAAGGUCAAAGGGUCUGGCUGGAAAGCGGGGAACGGGGCCGAGAGCCCUGCCGCAGUGGGGAGGGGAGAUCGGUCAUGUCUGGGGGUCCUCCUGACCCCUCGGGGGACCCUUGCCACGCAAACCCUUCUGGAUCUGCGGCGGAGCCUAGCCCUAAACCGGGCACCCCCCUAGGCGAAGGCUGCGGUUGCAAGCCUAGAAUUAUCUGGGAGGCCAAUUUGGGGGGGCCUAGCCCUCCACUUUUGGGGACUCGGGGGGUCCCAGAUUUGGGCCCUGUGGGGCAAGAAGCCCCCAAGGAGAAGCUUAGCUCGGGGAAGAAAGCGGAAAGAACGAUGCCUGUCAAGAUUUGGAGGGGGGUGUUAAGCCCCUUCCCGGGGCUGGAUUCCUGGGGGCUGAGGCAGCAGCGCCCCCCAACCCCCUGGGCCGUCGUGGGGGUCCUGGCGGUGGGUCUUCUGGCCUGUCUCUUCGUGCUGUUCAGCAUCCAAGCCAGUCUGGAAAGCUUGAGAGAGGAGCUGGCGGCGCUGCGGAGAGAAGGGGUGUGCCAGGCCACCGGGACGGACGACAACCGGGAGGCCCCCGACUCACGGCAGAGGGAUGUUGGUGGCCCGGUGCCCCCCGAGCGAAGGACGAGACGGACAAGGGAUGUGGGGAAGACACCUCAGGACCUGCUCGCACGUCCCCGCAGAAAACAUUCGGUCUUGCAUUUGGUCCCCGCUCGUCAUUCCAACAACGAGGAGGGCGAUGCCACGGAGAUCUGGUGGGCCCCUUUCCUGCAGCAGGGCCGGGCCCUGGAGCCCAGCGGGCAAGAUGUGGUGGUCAAACACACCGGCCUCUACUUCGUUUACAGCCAGGUGCUGUUCCAUGACCCCACUUUUACCAUGGGACAGGUCCUACGGCGAGUGGCCCUAGGCAGGCCGGAUCAAAUCCUUUUCCGCUGUAUCCAGAGUAUGCCCCCCAAGGUGGAGAAGGCGUAUAACAGCUGCUACAGUGGAGGGGUUUUCUACCUGCAGCAGGGAGACCGUCUGAGUCUGCGCAUCCCCCGUUUCAACGCUUCCUUCGACAUCUCCACCCACGGGACUUUCCUGGGCGUACUCCGUUUGUAGACAUGCGAGAAUCUUUGCAGCCCCACCCCCACCCCCCUAUCCCACCUCUGAGAAGGAUCCCCAGAAAUCCUGGGGUUCUAAAUCCAGAAGCGGCUUCUUCAUUGCGGAUUUGGAGCCAGGUAGACUUGACACAGCCUGGAUGAUCGGAUGCAGGAAAGAGACCGAUUCAAGAUGACAGUGGCUGAGAUUUCCUGCAGAAAAGCGGGGUGGGGGGGCAAACGGAGCCCACCCUGGCUUUGGUUUCCGGGACCCCGUUGGAGAUCCUUCAGCUGGGAGAGCCUGAGAAUUGGCCCUUUGAGUUUGGAUCCAGCGAGAUCGAAGUCGCAGUCAAUAUUUUCUUGCCUUUUGGAAUGACCUUUUGCAAAUGUCCAGGAACCGAGAGAUCUCGUCCAGUGUUUCUCAAAUUGGCCGCUUUAAGACUCGUGGAUUUUAACUCCCAGAAUUCUCCAAUCAGCUCUUUUUCUUUCACUUUGCUGAAUAUCAAGAUAUAUUAUGUUUACUGCAUACCCACCAUCUACUAAGAAAGUUACCCUUAUCAAAAAUUGCAAUAAAGGUCGUCUAGCCGCCUUUGUUGUUGUCCUAUCCGUGCUGAAUUCUGGGAAGCCCUUCUCGGCUGGGGAAUUCUGGGAGUUGAAGUCCAACUCUUAAAGCGGCCAAGUCUGACAAACACUGGGAUAACUCCAAUUUGCUGAAUCCCUCCUUUUUUCUGAAGUGUCCCACAAAAAGGUGGAUGAAAUUCAGAUCGUUCUCAACUUGUGUCUGUUCGUUUGGGGACCUAAGUUACAACAGCGCUCAAAAAAAAAAAAAAGGAUCUUACGACUGCUCCUCACACUUACGACGUAGCGUCCUCAUGGUCCCCUGAUCAAAAUUUGGGCGCUUGGCAGCUGGCAUGUAUUUAUGAUGGUUGCAGAGUCCCGGGGUUACGUGAUCUCCCUUUUAUGAUCUUCCCGUGCUGACAAUGCGGGAAGCCGGAUUCGCUUAACAACUCCAAUUCACUCCAAAACCGCGGUAUCAAAUCCGGGGCGACUCACUUAAGAACCGCCUUGCUUAGCAAUGGACGUUCUGGUCUCAAUUGCCAUCGUAAGUCGAGGACUAGCUGGAAAGCAGCAGAGGCACCGUUAACCCCUGGUUUAAACCUUUCUUCCAAAUGCAAUACCGGUUUGAUACCCCCUUUUUACCAGGUUGGUGGGGGGCCGGGGGGGGGGGGGGAACUUGCCAAAUAUUUGGUCUCAUUUUACAAUCGCAAUGCACAAAAUCUUGCAAGGAUUCCAAGAUCUUUUCUAUUUGCCAUUUGCAACCGUUUGCAUUUUAAUUAGGAAAAAAAAUAUGUAUUUUUGCCCUGGGCAAAAGAUUGUGGAUAUAACCAUUAUUAUUUUUUUGAAGGGUGGGGGGAAAGCACUUUUUAAAAAUAAUAAUAAAAAAAGUUUUUUUUUUUAAAAAAAACCUUGCACAUUUUGGGCAUGGAGGGUGGAUACUCAGUGCAAAUUGCACCCACGGGAAUCGGUGGGGCUUUCACUCGGGAGGCUUCGGUGGAGUGAUUUGAAUUGGAAUGGCGGGAUUCAACCCACAAAAUGAGUGGGAAUAAUGCAGAAAACUCCGUAUUUUGCAGCUUGGCACUGAACGCCGCCGGAAGCAGAAAACAGGUCUGCAUUAUUAUUAGCUCUUUGUUAUCCUCCUGACGCUCCCUGCAGAGAGAUCUCGCGUGGAGACGCUAAAAUCUCGCGAGACUCAAGCGGAAAAGGGACAAACACAGAGCAUAACAAUAACAUAGAGGUAGGAAUCGUUUAGAGGGACUCCCUUUCUUUCUCUACCACUAGGUGGAGCUUUCGGGUUCAGUCUCCAACCUUGGUCCCUUUAAGACUUGUGGACUUCAACUUCAAAGCUGGCUGAGGGACUCUGGGAGUUGAAGUCCACAAGUCUUAAAGGGACCAAGGUUGGAGACCCCUGCUCUAUUCUGUUUUUAACCCAGGGAAAAUGUGUGAGCCACAACACAAAUCCACAAUUUUGACAUGGCUGUAAAUCAGUGGUGCUAUUCAGCCGGUUCGCACCGGUUCGGGCGAACCGAUUGCGGAGAUCGCGUUUGAGGCUUGCCCACCCACGCCCUGUCUCUUAUGCGUGCGUGAGCAAAGCCCGUGUGCAAGAAGGCCAGGUGCAUGUGUGCAAGGCGAGCAUGCACGUGAAGCGAGCGUGUGCGUGCGCACGGGGAAGCGGUGGUAGCAAAAUGCGAAACCCACCGUUAGCUGAAUUAACAAGGGUAAAACCCUCGUCGGAGCAAACGUGGCUUCCUCCUCCGCUCGGCUGAGAGUGUGUGAAUGGAAGAAUUUGCACUCUGAUCCUUUUCAAGCCGGUUGUAAUUCUGCAUUCUCUCUUUUUUUUUAUUGAAAAAGUUUUACAACAACAAUUAAAUUUUUCCCCUCCCCUCCCCCGACUUCCCCCCUCCCUCCAACCCCCCCCCCACUUCAACGAGCAAACACAAGGUAUAGUUCAAUAAACAAACAGUCAUACAUUAAAUUUUUAAAAUCUAACAUAAUUAUAAUCCUUCUCUCUCACAUAACCUGACUUCUUCCAUUAAAAUCAAAAACAACGUCCUUCAUUCAAAGGCAAUCUGAAAUUUCUUAAUCUGAUAUCUAUUUUGAAUAUAAUCAAUCCAAUUCUUCCAUUCGUUUAGAUAUUUUUCUUGAGUACUGUCUUACUGCAUUCUGCAUUCUCAAUCCUGCAUUCUGCAUUCGGUAUUUGCAUUCUGCAUUCUAUAUUCUGCAUUUUUAUAUUCUGUUUUCUGUAUUCUGCAUCCUUCGUUCUAUAUUUGCAUUCUGCAUUCUGUAUUUCGCGUUCUGCGUUCUAUAUUCUUCCUUCUGCAUUUGCGUUCUGCAUUCUAUAGUCUGCAUUCUGCGUUUGUAUUCUGUAGUCUGCAUUCCAUAAUUUGCAUUCUUCAUUCUAUAUUCCGCAUUCUGUAUUUUUAUCGAAGGAGAUGGGGAGGGUCAAACUUCAGCCUUCCAGAAAGGAACAAGAGGGGGAAAAAAUAUCCCCCCCCCAAACCGGUGAAUGGGUAGGGGAGAGGUGGGGGGUGUCCCCGAGUCACCCCUAUGGAAUUGCACUGCCUAAUUUGGGUAGAAUUGGAAGUGGGGUGUGGGUGGGUGUGGGUCUAGAGCUGCGAAGAAAUGGGGCUCGGCUUGGCUGCCGCUUCCUCCAGCAGCUUCAGAAGGGGCUCCCUGUCAAUCCGGAAGACAUGCCAAUCAUCAUGGAGGGUGACAUCAACGGCGCCUCUCCUGUGGAAGAAAUCGUUCGUGGCCUGGUCCUUCUGAGCCGAGAGGAACCGGAAUUGGGAGCAUCCUUUUUCCAGGGUCAUCUGGGGACAAGAGGUUAAAAACCAGGUUCAUUAGAGCUUGGGCUGUAGGGAAGGCUUUACCUCGAUUAGAUGGCUUUUAACAUUCCUAAACUGAAAAGCUAAUUUACCGAAGGAUGCCCGAAGACUGAACUCCGGAUGAGAAAAAAGUUUCUUCGUCUCACCUGGUAUCUGGGUUAUCUAACUUCAAACAAAGUUUGUGGCUGAUUUACGAUGCAAAGGUGGGGAUUAUCUCUUAUCUUGUCCAACCAACUCUCCUCCUUCGGGUUUUUCUGUGUGUGUGUUAUUUUGCUGAUAUAUCCUUCUUUAUAUAUAUAUAACUAAACCAUUCUUUUUUUUCCAAAGCGGAGGCAACAAAAUGUACUCCCAGUUUUGAG